AUGUUGGAUGUACGAGCAGGAAAAUGUUUGUUAUCAUGUGAUUUGCAUGUAGAUAGAGUCAACACCAUAGACUUUAGCUCGGAAAAUGCGAAUGUUAUGGCUACAAGUUCUACAGAUUCCACUGCUUGUAUUUGGGAUCUAAGACGCAUAAAUGCCAAUAAGCCAACGCCAUUGAAGACUGUUAAUCAUAGGAGAGCUGUGCAUUCUGCUUUCUUUUCACCCACUGGGAAGUUCCUGGCAACAACAAGUCUUGAUGACAAGGUUGGAUUGUCAACUGGAGCUAAUUAUGAGAAUACAUACAUGAUGUAUCAUUUCAAUCGGGCAGGCAGAUGGAUCUCCACAAGAAGGUGUAUUUCAAUCAGAAGCAUAUGGGGCUGGGAUGAUUCAUCCAUCUUCAUUGGUAAUAUGAAACGAGGAAUUGAUGUCAUCUCCAUUCCCGAUAAGAAAACUGUUUCUACUUUGAAAAGUGACCUCAUGACUGCUAUUCCAUGCCGCUUUGAUGCACAUCCAUACAACAUAGGUAUGCUCGCAGGUGCAACAAAUGAAGGCCAAGUUUAUAUUUGGAAUCCUAAUCCAUGA
Molecule: messenger RNA, 579 nt
Organism: Striga hermonthica
Lineage: Eukaryota; Viridiplantae; Streptophyta; Magnoliopsida; Lamiales; Orobanchaceae
Source: the annotation of a GenBank genome assembly